AAGCCUGUGACGCGGCCGCGGGCCCCCGGGCAGGGUAGUCUGUCGCGCGGCCGCUUUCCCCCCGGCUGGGCCCCCGCCGUCCCGCGUUCCACCGAGCGCCAGGCCCCCGGGGGGAGGGUGGGAGCAGGGCCGGUGGGCGCCAGCGGAGCACGGCGGGACCCACGGAGCCCCGCGACCCGCCGAGCCUGGAGCCGGGCCCGGCCGGGGAAGCCGGCUCCAGCCCGGAGCAAACUUUGUCGCCGGGCGGGGGGUGGCGGGGACCCCGUCCGGAGCCGGAGGAGGGGGCGGCCGGGGGCCCCCCCGCCCCUGCGCCCGCGUCUCCCGGCACCAUGCUGUCCAACUCGCAGGGCCAGACCCCGCCGGUGCUGUUCCCCACGCCGCCGCCGCCGCCGCCGCAGCCCCCCGCCCCGUCCCAGCUGCCGCCGCAGCCGCAGCCCCCGCAGCAGUUUCCCCAGUUCCACGUCAAGUCGAGCCUGCAGAUCAAGAAGAACGCCAUCAUCGACGACUACAAGGUCACCACGCAGGUCCUGGGGCUGGGCAUCAACGGCAAAGUUUUGCAGAUCUUCAACAAGAGGACGCAGGAGAAAUUCGCCCUGAAAAUGCUGCAGGACUGCCCCAAGGCCCGGCGCGAGGUGGAGCUGCACUGGCGGGCCUCCCAGUGCCCACACAUCGUGCGCAUCGUGGACGUCUAUGAGAACCUGUACGCGGGGAGGAAGUGCCUGCUCAUCGUCAUGGAGUGCUUGGAUGGUGGAGAACUCUUCAGCCGAAUCCAGGACCGAGGAGACCAGGCGUUCACAGAAAGAGAAGCUUCAGAAAUCAUGAAGAGCAUCGGUGAGGCCAUUCAGUAUUUGCACUCAAUCAACAUCGCUCAUCGGGAUGUCAAGCCCGAGAACCUCUUAUACACCUCCAAAAGGCCCAACGCCAUCCUGAAACUCACCGAUUUUGGCUUUGCCAAGGAAACCACCAGCCACAACUCGUUGACCACUCCUUGUUAUACGCCUUACUAUGUGGCUCCAGAAGUGCUGGGCCCAGAGAAGUACGACAAGUCCUGUGAUAUGUGGUCCUUGGGUGUCAUCAUGUACAUCCUGCUGUGUGGGUACCCGCCCUUUUAUUCCAACCAUGGCCUUGCCAUCUCUCCGGGCAUGAAGACUCGCAUCCGAAUGGGCCAGUAUGAGUUUCCCAACCCAGAGUGGUCAGAAGUAUCAGAGGAAGUGAAGAUGCUCAUCCGGAACCUGCUGAAAACAGAGCCCACUCAGAGAAUGACCAUCACGGAGUUCAUGAACCACCCCUGGAUCAUGCAAUCAACAAAGGUCCCUCAAACCCCACUGCACACCAGCCGGGUCCUGAAGGAGGACAAGGAGCGGUGGGAGGAUGUCAAGGAGGAGAUGACCAGUGCCUUGGCCACAAUGCGUGUCGACUACGAGCAGAUCAAGAUAAAAAAGAUAGAAGAUGCCUCCAACCCUCUGCUUCUGAAGAGGCGCAAGAAGGCUCGGGCCCUGGAGGCGGCGGCCCUCGCUCACUGACCACUCAGCUGGCCUUCUCCGCCGGAGGACAAGCAAUAACUCGACCUGAAUCUGUUUUUUAAAUGAAGACACAGGCUGCCCACUGCUGCCUCCCUCUUCCUCGGCUCGCGGAGCAGGGGUCCCGGGAGAGGCUGACUCCUGCCUUCGGCUCUGGCCGCCGGAGGGAGGGCCGGGGUCUGGAGGGUGUGCAGAGGAGGGAGCAGAUGCUCUUGAACCUGUGCUCAGUCUGCAGUUUGAUCAUGAUUUGACUUAGGAUUUUUAUGAAACUUCUUUUAUUGUCCUUUCCUCCUCCCCCCUCCCCCCAAGCCCCUUCCUCUUGUUAAAGGGUAUUUGUGGAAACUGUUGUAGGGAGUGUCCCUGUGUCGUCCCGUCUGCCCCGUUUCCCCACUACAGCCUCAGCUCCCCGCUGGCCGAGGCACCUGGCGCUCAAGGCCAUGGAGGUCUGGGGCCAGGAUGCCACCACCUCCUACUGGAUCCCUCGACAUCACCAGUGUGCCAGACGGAUAGGAGUGAGUGACUGUGUGUGUGUGUGUGUGUGUGUACACGCGCCCGUGCAUGUGUGCCUAGGACUGCGCAUUUGUGGGGCCAGGGACAGGCCGGGCUGCAUAAGGAGGGCCCUGCUGUGGCUCAGGAACCUUCUCCCUCCUUGGCCUGUCCCGCCCCGCCUGUGGUGAGCCUGCCACGGUGCCUGGAAGCCUGUCCAGACUAGGAGCCUGGCCUGCGUGCCUGUCUCUUGUUAACUGGUCCGGGAGGUGGAGAGGAGUGACUUAGCACUGGCCCAAAUCAGGAAGACUGGACCCCCCCCCCCCACUCCCCUCUUAGUGCUGGUCCUAGUCCUCUGAGGCGCUCAUCUACCGAGUAACCUCUGCUUCCCCUUCCUGCCUUUGUUCACCCAUUUCUUAUUUGUCUUACAUUUUUAGCCAUUUCUCCGCAGGCCUCCUCUCAGCUCACCGGGGUGAACCUGGGCACUUUACACGGGACACAGCUUCUGCGCUUUGCCCUGGGCCCUGGUGUUGGGCAAAGGCAGCACCACCCUUGUGGCCUCCCACACAUUUCCAUUGUGUGGCCUAGUGGGUGGGGGGUCUUCACACCAAAGAUGCCCCGACUCUGCCCCGACCCAUUAGCCACUCCCCCCACCCCAAGCAGCUUGGCUUCAUGUGUCCAGGCCAGUGAGGAGCGAGGAGCAGCGUGGGGAGAGGUCCCUUGGGGUGGGGUGGGGUGGCUGUAAUACUUCAGUUUUCAUCUCCCUCAGGGCAGGGGGGGCACUCAGGUCUUCUCUGCCCUGGGGAGGGCUCCAGUGCCUGCAGCGCCUCCGUGUCUGAUGGUGUGUCCAGCACUUAGAUUGUUGUAAAUUGUUGUUUUGUAUGAGCGAAACUGUCUUUACUAAACAGAUUUAAUAGUUGAAA
This is a messenger RNA of Myotis daubentonii (Daubenton's bat), 2929 nucleotides long. It is a transcript of the gene MAPKAPK2, whose product is annotated as MAPK activated protein kinase 2. Gene Ontology annotation, biological process: protein phosphorylation. Gene Ontology annotation, molecular function: ATP binding; protein kinase activity. NCBI's taxonomy places the organism in Eukaryota, Metazoa, Chordata, Mammalia, Chiroptera, Vespertilionidae. The record is from RefSeq and is a predicted model, not a curated record.